UAUAUUAAUGCGAGCAUGAUUACGGAUCCAUUUGAUCCCAGUCGUCAUUACAUUGCUACUCAGGGACCACUUCGGCAAACCAUUGCUGAUUUUUGGCAAAUGGUGCUGGAUCAGAAUACUCGUAUAAUCGUCUGUCUCACACGUGAGAUGGACAGUAUUCAAGAGAAGUGUGCACGUUACUGGCCAUUACAAGAAGAAGUUUUACUUGCACAGAGUGGAAAAGAUCCAAAUGAAACUAUGCUUAAUGGAGAUGGUCGAGUGAUAAUUCAAGUACGCAAUAUUGAGCCUGAGGUUACUGUCAAGGUCAGAAAGGUCAGUCAUAUCCUAUACACAGCCUGGCCCGACCACGGAGUGCCCACAGAGACAGGAAAUAUUAUUUCUCUAGCCAAUUUUGCAGAAAGUUUCCAGACGCCAAACGCUGGGCCUAUGGUAGUUCACUGUAGCGCCGGAUGUGGGCGUACAGGAGCAUUCUGUGUUAUAAGCAGCGUUAUAAAUGCCACACGACAAGGCCUAUUCACAGAAAGCCUCAAAGAGGCUACAUUUGACCCUGUAUUCCAACUGGUCGAUAGCUUUCGUCGACAACGCACCACAAUGGUGCAAACUUUUGUUCAAUUUGUAUUCUGCUACAGGGCAGCAUUUGAU
Phycomyces blakesleeanus NRRL 1555(-) is the source of this 642-nucleotide messenger RNA. RefSeq lists its product as hypothetical. Gene Ontology annotation, biological process: protein dephosphorylation. The transcript is spliced from 2 exons. The annotation marks the transcript as partial. NCBI's taxonomy places the organism in Eukaryota, Fungi, Mucoromycota, Mucoromycetes, Mucorales, Phycomycetaceae. The record is from RefSeq and is a predicted model, not a curated record. Gene Ontology annotation, molecular function: protein tyrosine phosphatase activity.